Molecule: messenger RNA, 1007 nt
Organism: Spinacia oleracea (spinach)
Lineage: Eukaryota; Viridiplantae; Streptophyta; Magnoliopsida; Caryophyllales; Amaranthaceae
Product: ER membrane protein complex subunit 7 homolog
Exons: 7
Coding region: 83-733 (216 amino acids)
Cellular component (GO): EMC complex
Molecular function (GO): carbohydrate binding
Source: RefSeq, a predicted model, not a curated record
ACGGGUUUCAUCUUUACCAAAGCUUUUUAAGUAAAUUGAGCAUCUGCUAAAACACGGAUUGACUCUUUCGAGCUCUUCUACCAUGGUGACGAUUAGCAGAUCCAAUCUUUUUCUUUCUCUUUCUCUAACACUUUGUUUCUGCCUUCUUCUUCCCACAGCACACGCUUUUUCAUCUGGGCAAAUUGAUGGUUUCACUAUCAAUGGUCGGGUAAAAAUCCCAAAUUUUGGGACUAGAGAUUAUGGCUUGCCUGCAAAAACAUCAAAUAUCAAGGUGAUACUCAAUGGCGGUCAAAGGGUUACAUUUUUGAGGCCUGAUGGAUAUUUUUCAUUCCAUAACAUCCCAGCCGGCACUCAUCUAAUUGAGGUGGCUGCAACUGGUUAUUUCUUUUCCCCGGUUCGUGUUGAUGUUAGUGCUAGAAACCCUGGGAAAGUUCAGGCUGCAUUGACAGAAACCAGAAGAGGGUUAUCUGAGUUGGCUUUGGAGCCUUUGAGAGAGGAAUACUAUUACGAGAAAAGGGAACCCUUCUCGCCCAUAUCUCUUCUGAAAAGCCCCAUGGGUCUGAUGGUUGGCUUCAUGGGCCUAGUUGUUUUCGUGCUGCCCAAACUAAUGGAAAACAUGGAUACUGAGGAAAUGAGGGAAGCUCAAGAACAAAUGAGGAGUCAAGGUGGAUUAGCAAGCCUUUUAGGUGGUGUUGGUGCUACUUCUGCUCCUGCCGCUGCUCGGAUAAACUGACCCAAAGCUUCAGACUCCUGCGACUGAAAAAAAAACAUUUGGAGUAGGAAAUGCAUAAUGGAUUAUUAGCCGAUAAUUUUGCACUGUUUUAAGCAAAGCUCUUGUGAUAUUUUAGAAGAUCAUAAUCCUUUGUAGUUUUUCUGGCCUUUCCAAUUUCCAUACGAUGUUAGAAGAUCAUUCUAGUCGGGCUUUUUCAGAUUUACUAGUCAUGUUGAAUAUGUUAAAUUUACAGAUAUGAAUUUUUGGGUAUGUCACGUUUUAUAUGUUUUCUCUA